Molecule: messenger RNA, 348 nt
Organism: Malania oleifera
Lineage: Eukaryota; Viridiplantae; Streptophyta; Magnoliopsida; Santalales; Ximeniaceae
Product: basic form of pathogenesis-related protein 1-like
Exons: 1
Coding region: 1-348 (115 amino acids)
Source: RefSeq, a predicted model, not a curated record
AUGGAGUUAAAUAAGAUUGUAUCAACCAUUGCUGCUCAUUUCUUCUUCAUGGUAGCCUUCGCCAGCAUGUCAUCUCCCAUCUCACUUGCCCAAAACUCACUGCAAGACUACUUAAACGCCCACAAUGCAGCCCACGGGGAGGUGGGCGUUGUGCCCAUGGUUUGGAACGACACGGUGGCUGCCUAUGCUCAACACUACGUGCUGGUGAGGGCUGCUGAGUGCAACUUGGAGCACUUGUAUGAAGACCCAACAAUUCUGUCAAUUCAAUAUAACCAUUCUUUUCCUCAGAAUUUUGAAUCGUCUCGAUCGGAGCUUGGACAAGAAAGUUACGCUCAGAUUACAGAGUAA